GGUACCUUUAUUUUGAAUCAUGGAAUCAUUAUACAACAGAGCCAGCGCGACUAGAGUUUGCACCAGAACACGCUAAUCAACGUACGCAUGCCGCAUUUUGAUAGUAUCGCUUAUAAGGUUGUCCCUUUUUGUACGCGUGCCGUUUCAACUUGGGGAAUCCACGCCGUUUCGUGGUCUUUCACAUGCCGACUGCUCGUUUGAUGCUUUGAACCUUACUGGCUACCUGUAGCGCUAGGAACGUGGGAUAAGUACUCAAAAGCGAGCUCUGGUGCACUGACGCGUGUCCGCGCCAAAACCCUGGCGCGCGGCCCCCGACCUGCACCACGCUGCAAGUCGCCCUGCGCUUGCGGCAAGCGGCGACCAUGCGGUCGCGCGUAACCAAGGAGCCUGUGGCUUUUGAGCAAUGAGGAGGAUGGACCCUGAGGCAGGCCUGGCGGGCUCGGAAGCCCGCGCCUAGGGCCCUUGCUUCACCAUAGCAACAAAGUCGCGACACCACACUGGAGUCUUGAGUGCCGCAUCACAAUGUCGCGGGCCGGCGCCGGAAGCACCACUGCCAAGGGCCGCAGCGGAGGCGGGGGAGGCGGGGGCCGAGCAGGCGGCAAGGGCGGCGGUGGAGGCGGCGGGGGAGGGAGUGCCUACCGCUACAAGUACUUGGCGGAGGAGGUGCGGGAGGCGUACCUCUCUGACAAGGAGACAGGCGUG
Molecule: messenger RNA, 702 nt
Organism: Chlamydomonas reinhardtii
Lineage: Eukaryota; Viridiplantae; Chlorophyta; Chlorophyceae; Chlamydomonadales; Chlamydomonadaceae
Exons: 1
Source: RefSeq, a predicted model, not a curated record